Messenger RNA from Lasiodiplodia theobromae, 1263 nucleotides. Its product is annotated as Integral membrane protein. The coding region runs from base 1 to 1263 and encodes 420 amino acids. The record is from RefSeq and is a predicted model, not a curated record. The transcript is spliced from 4 exons. Lineage: Eukaryota; Fungi; Ascomycota; Dothideomycetes; Botryosphaeriales; Botryosphaeriaceae.
AUGUCUGAAAACUCUACAUCUCAUGGGUCGACAUCCGGGUCGGCCCUCAUCGGCUCGCCACCAACAAGCAAUAUUGACUACUGGAUUGUGAAAGGAAUGCUGCGGGCUGUCCAUAUGGAUGGAAAAUUCGACGCCGAUAAGGGCUACAACCUUCUCCCCAAACGUCCGGAAGGCUACCAGUAUGAAGAGAAGAGAACAAGCAUCAUCGCCGGGAUGUCUGUCUGCAUCUUUGUCAUGGCCACCGUGACAGUUGCUCGUUUGGCCCUACGGCUCUUUCGCACUGGUUUACGCUGGGGUGCUGAUGACUGGAUGCUGAUUCCCGGAGCUAUCAUGGCCAUUGCCUAUCCGGCCAUUCAAAUCGCCAUGGUUACUCACGGAGGAGGAGGACAGCAUACCUGGGACGUCACUUACGAGGAGUACAACGUUUUCAACUGGCUCGGCGUGGUCUGCAAGAUCCUCUUCUUCACCUCCGUCGGCCUCAUCAAGCUCAGCAUCACCCUCUUCAACCGGCGGCUGACGAGCAUGACGUCGCCCGUUUGGCGUUACCUCAACGACUUCUUCCUCUUCUUGCUGACGGCCUACACGCUGCUGGCACUCUUCUGGACCUGCUUCCAAUGCAACCCGCCGGCGGCCAUGUGGGACAAGGUGUACUCAGGCAAGCUGGCGACGACGCCGACGUGCUGGAGCACGGCCGUUAUCUCUAAUGUGCUCAGCAUAAUCCACGUCGUUAUGGACUUCUGCCUGCUGAUGACGCCCAUCAUCAUCCUGUGGAAGAUCAAGCUGCCCAUCAAGACGAAGAUCCGCCUCUACUUCGUCUUCUCCACCGGCGCCGUCUCGGCCAUCGGCAGUGUGCUGCGCCAGCUCGCUCAGGAGAAGAUCUCGCUGGAUGUAACCUGGGGCUACACCGGCAUUCUCACCUGGACCCUCGUCGACCUGACCUUCGGGCUGCUCACCGCCUCCCUCCCCGUCCUCGUCGGGCUCCUGCCUACCGCCUGGCGUUCCGUCUCGAAUCGGUCGCGUUCGCGCUCACGACCCGGCGCCACCACCGAUGUCGGUCGCGGCUACCUUUCCGGAACCACUGCCGCUGGACGCAGUCGUGCCACCGACGAUGCAGCAGCAAUGCAUGCAGUGGGGAGCAACGGCCGGCCCAGCGACGAGGGUGGAAUCCUGGUCCAGGAGGAGUUUGAGCUGACGUAUCAGGAUAUCAAGCCGAACAAGGUCGAUGAGGAGAGCAGCGUGGAGUCUGGGAGGCCGAAGAGAUGA